AUAAGGAAGACAAACCACAGAAACUGCUGGAAAUGAACGGACAUACAUCGGUGCCGCAUUCCUACGACUAUGAUCUCAUUGUCAUCGGUGGAGGCUCAGGUGGUCUGGCAGCUGCCAAGGAGGCUGCCAAAUAUGAAAAGAAAGUGAUGGUGCUGGACUUUGUCACGCCUACGCCUCUGGGAAACUCAUGGGGUCUUGGAGGAACAUGUGUAAAUGUGGGCUGUAUACCUAAAAAACUGAUGCACCAGGCAGCUUUACUGGGACAAGCCUUGCAAGAUUCACGCAAGUAUGGAUGGCAAUUUACAGAAGAAGUCCAACACAACUGGAUGACUCUGACAGAAUCUGUUCAGAAUUACAUCGGUUCACUGAACUGGGGGUACCGGGUUUCACUGCGAGAGAAGAACGUCACAUAUGAGAACGCAUAUGGAGAAUUUGUUGGGCCACACACAGUAAAGGCAAAAAAUAAGAGAGGAGUUGAGAAGCUGUAUACAGCUGAGAGAUUUCUCAUUGCCACCGGUGAACGGCCACGCUACCUGGGCAUACCUGGAGACAGGGAAUACUGCAUUAGCAGUGAUGAUCUUUUCUCUCUGCCCUACUGUCCAGGGAAAACCCUGGUGGUUGGAGCUUCCUAUGUUGCCUUGGAAUGUGCAGGAUUUCUUGUAGGUCUUGGGUUAGAUGUCACUGUAAUGGUGAGAUCCAUCCUCUUGAGAGGAUUUGACCAGGAUAUUGCAAACAAAAUUGGCGAAUAUAUGGAAGAACAUGGAAUCAAGUUUAUUAGGGAGUUUGUGCCAAUCAAGGUUGAGCAGAUUGAGGAAGGAACUCCUGGAAGAUUGAAAGUUACAGCCAAGUCCACAACAGGGAACCAAAUAAUUGUAGGAGAGUACAAUACUGUGUUGCUAGCAAUCGGAAGAGAUCCAUGCACAAGAAAAAUUGGUUUGGACAAAGUUGGAGUGAAGAUCAAUGAAAAAACAGGAAAAAUUCCUGUCAACGAUGAGGAGCAAACAAACGUGCCCUAUAUCUAUGCUGUUGGAGAUAUACUGCAGGACAAGCUGGAACUCACACCAGUGGCAAUCCAGGCAGGAAGAUUGUUAGUUCAAAGGCUUUACGCUGGGGCAACCACUAAGUGUGACUAUUUGAAUGUUCCAACCACUGUAUUCACGCCUUUGGAGUACGGAGCCUGUGGGUAUUCUGAAGAGACUGCGGUGGAGAAGUUUGGGGCAGAAAACAUUGAGGUGUACCACAGUCAUUUCUGGCCACUGGAAUGGACUGUGCCAUCCAGAGACAACAACAAAUGUUAUGCAAAGAUAAUUUGCAAUAUUCGAGAUAAGGAGAGAAUCAUUGGUUUCCAUGUCCUCGGUCCAAACGCUGGAGAAAUCACCCAAGGGUUUGCAGCUGCUAUGAAAUGUGGGGUGACAAAAGAACAGCUGGACAGCACUGUAGGAAUUCAUCCCGUCUGCGCAGAGGUGUUCACCACUCUGACUGUGACAAAGCGUUCUGGGGAAAGUACCCUUCAGGCGGGAUGCUGAGGUUAGAGACCCCCAUUCUUGUUAUUGCCAGAGACUGACUUUCAUCGCAGCGGCCGACUUGAGCAAUUCAGAAGAAAGGUUUUGGGAUAAGUCAUCCUCAGUCAUCUGCAGAAGCACAUAUCCGCAGGAGAAGAGCAAUGUGGGAGUUGGUCACUCGCGGUGAUUGUCUGGCAAUUAGCAAUGCAAUGGGAAUACUGACUAUCAAGCUGUUGCUUAGCAGGGCAUUUAACGAAUGCUUUCAUGAAGUCAUAGCCUGAAGCCUGCAUUGUCUGGUGGGCAGUGAUGGAAGAACUGCUAGCACAGCUGGACAACAGCUGGUUUGGCUUGGUUUUAUUACUUUCUGUUUUCUUACCUGAACAAAGAACUUCCAAACCGAAGAAUGUUACCACAAGUUCUGAUCAUUGUGUAGUGCCUCUGUGUGCUAGGUUAUAACACAGCAAUGGCAAGGUCUCCUCAGGAACAUGCAUUUUAGCAGCUCACGUGCCUAUGGAGGGGAAAUUAUGUCUCCAUGCCUGAUUGUGAGGAAGAAGACAUCCUUGGACAAAAAUUUGAGUACCAUCAAGAAUAAUAUAUUUCUUGGCUUCCGAACCGACUCUGUUGAGAGUUUUUAUUUUUAGAGAAUCUUAUUUGUGAAAAUGUUCUCCCUGGUGAGAAAGGAAAAUACUUUUUAUGAAGGCCUUGUUAUGCAGAAGGGUUGUUUUUCCCCCCUGACGGUAACAACCAUGCAUAUAACACAGAUGUGAUCAUCUUAGCUUUAUCGUGCAGCUUAUGUAAUCAUAAUUAAUCCAGUUUGGAACAGACAGAAUUCCAAUGUGGAAUGAAUUAUAUUUUCAAGAGCUCUCUUCAAUUUUAUUCAAUUUGAAUAAAUUUUUCCUUUCCAGGUGAGCUAUUGUACACUGCACCAUUUCAGGUCUGAAUUGGCAGUACUGAGAUUUCCCCUCGGAUUAAUGGGCCUGUAGAAUUAAAAAAAAUCAACCGCCAAAUAACCUCCCUCCCAAACAAACAAGCAAACAAAAUCCCCACCCAACCUCAAAAAACAACAGUGAAAAAUUUUCCGUGUAGAUAUGGCCUAAAAGCUGUACUUAGUUCCAUGUGUGCACUGAUUUAUAUUUAAUUAAGAAAACAAUACUUUUAAAAUAGAGGUUUCCAUGAAAAAUAACUAAGUCUUGAAUAUUUCUCCUGUGUUGGUUGAACUGCAUAAAUAUUUAUCAAGAAAUGGUAAAAAUGUCUCUUUGUAAUGGAAAUGAAUGUGCUUUUUGAUCUGGAUUUUCAUUUCCCUCCCUCUGUUUUAGCAGAAAGGUUCGGAUUACUUUUAUUAAAUGGUUCUUGGGAAUCUAGUAGUGUGGUGGGAAUAGGGGGUAAAUUCUGUAGCCUUCUGGGCAAAACACCUUGUGCCUAAAUUUCUACCUGGUAACAAAUUUAUGUACUGAGAUUUCUAGAAUAGUGUUUUAAGUUAUUUUUAUAAACUCAUAUGUAACUGAAGGAUUUCUAAACGUGUUUUGUAUGGUAUCAAGAAUGGUCUGUGAUGGUGUUUUUUCUGGCCAGUUUAUUAAAUAAAUUGAAUAUUUGCACAAACA
Molecule: messenger RNA, 3103 nt
Organism: Calidris pugnax (ruff)
Lineage: Eukaryota; Metazoa; Chordata; Aves; Charadriiformes; Scolopacidae
Gene: TXNRD1
Product: thioredoxin reductase 1
Exons: 13
Coding region: 33-1526 (497 amino acids)
Biological process (GO): cell redox homeostasis; glutathione metabolic process; cellular response to oxidative stress
Cellular component (GO): cytosol; mitochondrion
Molecular function (GO): flavin adenine dinucleotide binding; glutathione-disulfide reductase (NADPH) activity; thioredoxin-disulfide reductase (NADPH) activity
Source: RefSeq, a predicted model, not a curated record